This is a messenger RNA of Closterium sp. Yama58-4, 942 nucleotides long. NCBI's taxonomy places the organism in Eukaryota, Viridiplantae, Streptophyta, Zygnematophyceae, Desmidiales, Closteriaceae. The record is from the annotation of a GenBank genome assembly.
AUGAGUGCGUGUAAGGAGAGCGCGGAUGUGAAAGGAGAGUUAGAGGGGAGCGACGCAAAGGGAGUGAGCAGUGCGGAGGAAAGAGGAACGGAGGGAGUGCUUAAGGGGGAGGAAGAUGGGGUAAGGGGAAAGGAUGGCGAGGCGGAGGCGAAGGAGAAUGAGUCUAGGGAGGAGGCUGGGAAGUUGGGGAUGGUGGAGGAGGAGGGUAGGGUGAAGGAAGGAGGGUUAGAGGUUAGGGCAGGAGAGGCGGCAGGAGAGGCGGAGUUUAAGGAGGAUGGGAAGGAGGAGGCUCGGGACAUGGAUUAUGAAGGGGUCAACGGGAAUGAGGAGGAGAUGAUGGGCGGAGAAGAAGAAAAAGAGGAGGUGAAGGGGAAAGAAGUGGAAGAGGGUGGGGUGGCGAUGCAGGAGAAGAAAGAGGAGGAGGACGAGAGUGAGGAAGAGGAGGAAGAGGAGGGGAGUGAGGAAGAGGAAGGGAGUGAGGAGGAGAGUGAAGAAGAGGAGGAGAGUGAGGAGGAGGAAGAGAGUGAGGAGGAAGAUGAAGAAACAGCAGAGGACGGGGAUGAAGCACAGGAGGAGAAGGAGGAGGAGGAAGAGGAAGAAUUACGCAAUGGCAUAUUGAUAGAGGAAGAGGAGGAGGAGCUGGAGAGGCUUGAAGGGCACGCGGGGGACAUGGGGGAGCUGGUGAGUGGCAUGGGUGACUGGCAGGCAGGGGUUAAGGCAGGGGUUAAGGCAGGGGUUAAGGUAGGGGUUAAGGCAGCGGUUAAGGCAGGGGUUAAGGCAGGGGUUAAGGCAGGGGUUAAGGCAGGGGUUAAGGCAGCGGUUAAGGCAGGGGUUAAGGCAGGGGUUAAGGCAGGGGUUAAGGCAGGGGUUAAGGCAGCGGUUAAGGCAGGGGUUAAGGCAGGGGUUAAGGCAGGGUUAAGGCAGGGGUUAAGGCAGGGUUAA